Molecule: messenger RNA, 2118 nt
Organism: Alternaria burnsii
Lineage: Eukaryota; Fungi; Ascomycota; Dothideomycetes; Pleosporales; Pleosporaceae
Exons: 4
Coding region: 1-2118 (705 amino acids)
Source: RefSeq, a predicted model, not a curated record
AUGGCAGUGGCACGUCUCCAAGCAAUCCUCGCAUGCCUUCCUUGCGGCACCGCAGAAGCCAAAGACGAGACCUAUCCCAACGAAAAAGCCGCGCUACUCUCCGCUGCUACAUCCAACUCACGUCUUACCGCUGAGACUGCCGAGAAUGUUAUCGCAAUCCUCCUGACCACGUCCCUCACCGGCCCAGCCCUCCACAUGCAGCUCGACUCGGUUGUCGGCGCAUCGGGCUGGCGCUCCAACAUGGCCAAAUACGUGCUAGAAAAGCUCACCGUCGCGCUGCAGGCGUCGCACGAGAGACUCGGCCCAACCAUCCGCAGCGCCUACCAUCGCGCAUGGGAAGCAGCGCAAAGUAUCGAGGGCUUCGUCAUCGAGCAUCCCGUCAUGUGCACCGUCAUUGCCCUGGGCGUACUUGCAGUCGUCGCGCCGUGGGUACUCGAAGCGCUCGGUUUCGCAGAGUUGGGGCCAGUCCAAGACGGACGUUGGAUUAGGAAAAAAAGGUACCUUCGCUUCCUGGUGGCAGUCGGCCUACGCUGGCCUGGUACCGAAGCGCUCGCUGUUCUCCUUUUUCCAGCGUUUGGGCAUGGUGAAGUGGCACUGGGUUCUGGUCUGAGACCAUUUCCCUACCACCACCGUCCACUAGUCCCGCCAAGACCACUUGUUACGACACCAUCCACCCCACGCACGACGGCUGCUCGCGGGAGGGGCGUAACGCGUCUCAUUGGCUAUUUGGGUUGGACGUCUCAACGUCUUUUCCUUGUCGUGCUUAUCUGCGCCAUCGCGAUCGUUAUGCGACAGCGACUGUAUGUCCUCGGAGGCAGAGAGGUGAAACACAACAACAGCAACAACAACAAUAAUACUGCCCGCCCAACUUCUAGCGCGCUUGAACCCGUUCUCGAAGCACGGUCUAUCAGGGUGCUUUGGGCGGCAUGGUGCGACGCUGUUAUCGCAUACAGCAAGAAUAAAGAUGAAGAUGGAGAUGGUGGGGAUAGUGGUGGUGUUGAGGAACCAUGGCCGUGGGUUCUGGAGUACAUUGGCACAGGCCUUACGACUGCCCAGAAGAAAUGUUUGACUGCAGAUGAGGACCUGAAACGAGCAGCUCCUCUUGCGGAAGCAGUGUUAUUUGGUAGUGCAAUGCAUGAUGGCUUGAGGGGGUAUGUUGUAAAGAGUGGUAACGGGGAUGUGGAUGCGGAUGGAGGUACUGGUGCCGAGCGCGUAGAGCAGAAGAUCGUCCUAUUCGGUACCGACCUCGAGAUGGAAGAUGGCGUACCAGAAAUCCAGACUUUUUUGGCAAGCGAAAGCGGGUUCACAGCGACCAUCACAGACGUGAAGAUCGAUACCUCAAGCUGCAUAUCGCUAUACAUGGCGUCUCCGUCUACAACCACAACCACAGAAUUGAUCCUGCGCUUUGAGAACUUUUCGCAUCUCCGGCGGUAUCUUUCUUUUGCUCCGCAGCCCAGCUCGCCUGCACCAGAAGUAACAUGCCUCCCGUACACAUCCCCGUCCCGACCUCAACAUGUCGUAAACGCUACGACAACAACUGCUCUAGACGCCAAUAUGCGCGUUUGGACUUCAACCAGUGAUCCCAGAUACCCAAAAUGCUUAGGUCGGUCAUAUGAUGGCGGGUUCGACAUGUCGCCCUUGCCUUAUCUGGAGGAGUCAUGCAUCCAAAAGAUAGCGGCUGGCGGUUAUAUGAGUGCGGCGGUGAGCUCGGACGGGGAACUGUUUGUUUGGGGUCAGGCGUGUCCUGGAGCAGGCAAGGAAUUAGACGUGCUUAAGGUUAGUGGAGUAGAGGUGCAGGCUACAGGGAUUGGUGUUGAUGAGGAGCAGGAUGAGUUUGUCAAGUGCCUUGAUGUGAGGAUAGAUGGACAGGUGGCGAGGGUGUAUGAUGUGACGGUUGGCCAUGGGCAUAUUUUGGUGGCUGCUGAAUUGUUCGGAAUGGGAGAAGAGACCAAGAGUGUGUUGUUUGCAGCUGGAGAUGACAGUGAAAACCAGCUUGGUCUUGAAACCGGUGCAGAUUUCAAGGAGAGUUUUGAAGAAGUCGCAUCUUUACGAGACAAGCGAAUUGUUCAGCUAGAAGCGGCUGGAUGGUCAACUUAUGCCGUAUUACUCGAAAAGUAA